This is a messenger RNA of Botrytis byssoidea, 1471 nucleotides long. RefSeq lists its product as uncharacterized. Gene Ontology annotation, molecular function: flavin adenine dinucleotide binding. The record is from RefSeq and is a predicted model, not a curated record. The coding region runs from base 302 to 1471 and encodes 389 amino acids. Lineage: Eukaryota; Fungi; Ascomycota; Leotiomycetes; Helotiales; Sclerotiniaceae. The transcript has 3 exons.
AUGUUGCUCCUACGAGUUGCGUUGAUUGUAUUCACCUUGGGUUUCACCAAAGCAGCUUCUUCAAGUGAAUGUUGUUCUAUAAUAAAAUCCAAUAUCACGGCUGCACCGAAUAGUAAAGCUUAUAAUGCCACCAUUUACGGCUUUUGGUCUGGCCAAGCACGCGAUGAUAAACCAACCUGUGUUGUACAUCCAACUACUAGAGAACAUGUGGCUGCAGUGGUGAGAACUCUUACUCGAUGGCAGUGUCAAUUCUCAGUGAAGGGAGACGGUCAUACACCAUUUGCUGGAGCGGCAUCAACCAAUGAUGGAGUCACUAUUGAUCUGGCUAAGCUUAAUACCAUAUCGGUGGAUAAAAAUUGCAGGAUUGAAGUGGGGACAAAUUUAUGAGUAUCUGGAAACUGAGGGUAUGAUGGUCUCUGGUGGUAGAGCAUCUCUGGUUGGAAUCGGCGGUUUGGUUGUUGGAGGUGGUUACUCAUGGUUUGCGCCCCAAAAAGGUUUCGUGGCGGAUACUGUUGUUAUCAACUUCGAGCUUGUGGUUGGAAAUGGUUCAAUUAUUAAUGUGAACGCCACUUCGAAUUCAGAUCUUUUCGUCGGAUUGAAAGGAGGAGGUAACAACUUCGGUAUCGUAACUCGCUAUGACCUGGAGUCAUUCCCUUUCGAAAAGUUAUGGGGAGGAAUCAUGACCUAUCCAAUCAGCACGGCCAAAGCCCAAAUCAAUUUUUUCACCAAUUUCACCAAUCAUAUAUCGGAUGAUCCAAAGGCUAAUUUUCUUGAUAUAUGGUCCUAUCGACAAGUUUCUGGUUCGCAGAGUAUCCUUAAUGUUAUUGAUUAUGUCGCACCAGUCGAAGCUCCAGCUAUAUACUCCGAUGUAUUGACAAUUCCGAAUUUGAUAUCUAGCACAAUGCGAAUCACGAAUGUGAGUUCAUUGACUGAUGAGCUUGCGGGCGGUACCUCGACUUUGAAUUCUAGGUAUAUUUUCGUCACUACGACCUUUUCGAACAGUGCGGAAAUGUACGAAAGAGCCGUGAAUAUCUCAAACAAGCAUUUGGAACCUUUCAAAAACACUACAGGUCUUGUGUGGUCCAUUCUCUUUCAACCUAUCCCACUUAUGGUCAGUGAAUAUUCAGUAGCAAGUGGUGGAAAUAUUAUGGGUGUGGAUCGAAAUAAAGACAAUUUGACGCUCUUUUUGGUCUAUGUGACUUGGCUUGAAGCUUCGGAUGAUGAAAAGUUCACUGAUGCAGCUUAUGCUACGGUUGAUGAGAUCAAUGCGGUGGCGGGGAAUCUUGGAGUUACAAAUCCUUUUAUCUAUCUCAAUUAUGCAGGCCAAAAGCAAAAUCCAUUGGUGGGGUAUGGUGAGGAGAAUAUUAAGAAGAUGAGAGCCCUGAGUAGGAAGUAUGAUCCUCAAGGAACUUUUCAAAAAUUGGUCCAAGGGGGAUUUAAAAUUCCGGGUAUGGAAAUCGUUAUGGAUUAG